AUGAAGAAGGACAAGGGCAUGCACCAGUACAUGGUGUGCAACAGAGAGGAGAGCACUCAGUCCAGCGGGGAGCUGGUCCUUGGAGCCGUGGCCCCGGAGCUGCUAUCGACGUUCAUCGAGCAGACGCUGCAGCCGGGCCCGCCGGUGUCUCUGCGCUGCGUGGCCUCGGGCAACCCGCCGCCCCGCUUCACCUGGCAGCUGGACGGCGCCGACGUGCCGCCGCGCGGCUAUGUGCUGGGCAGCUUCCUGGACCCGGAGGGCAGCGUGGUCGGCCACCUCAAUGUCUCGUCGGCGCGCGUGCUGCACGGCGGGCUGUACGCCUGCGUGGCGCGCAACCUGCUGGGCGCGGUGCACCACUCCGCCGCUCUCAACGUCUACGGGCCCCCCACGCCGCGCCUGCCGCGCAACCUGACGGCGGUGGCGGGCGCCGACGUGUUCCUGCGCUGCCCCGUGGCGGGGUUCCCCAUCUCGAGCGUGGUGUGGCAGCGCACGGGCGCAGUGCUGCCCUCGCACCUGCGCCAGAAGGUGCUGUCCAAUGGCACGCUGCUGGUGCGGCAGGUGGACGGCUCGUCCGACAAGGGCGAGUACCUGUGCACCGUCACCAACCAGCAGGGGCAGUCGGCGCAGGGCCGCGUCUACCUCGACGUCAUGAAGCCGCCCAAAAUAACUCCCUUCCAGUUCUCGAACGAGCUGCAGAAGGGCAUGAGGACGCAAGCGUCAUGCAGCAUCAUGUCCGGGGACUUCCCCAUCUCCAUAUCGUGGAGGAAGGACGGCGCGCCGCUGCCCCAGGAACCGGACGUGCAGGCCCAGCAGCACGAGUUCGUGAGCAACCUGCUGUUCCGCAACCUGGCGGCGCGCCACUCGGGCCACUACACGUGCAUCGCCAGCAACCCCGCCGCCACCGCCAACCACACGGCCAAGCUCGUCGUCAGAGUGCCCCCGGCGUGGGUGGCGGAGCCCCGGGACGUGUCGGCGCUGUUCCAGCAGCCGGCCAGCCUGCACUGCCAGGCCAGCGGCUACCCCGAGCCCGCCAUCUCCUGGAUGAAGGCCAGAGGCGACGAGAACGGCGACUACGCGCCGCUGGAGGCGGGCCCCGACCUCGUCAUCCACGGCAACGGGACCGUGUUCGUGCCCGCCAUCGACUCCUCGCACGAGGGCCACUACCGGUGCCGCGCCGACAACGGCAUCGGCUCCCCGCUGGCCAAGACGCUGUUCCUGCGCGUGAACGUGCCGGCGCACUUCAGGACGCACGCGGUGAACCAGAGCGGCGUGGCGGGGCAGAGCGCAGUGCUGGUGUGCGAGGCGGAGGGAGACCGCCCGCUGCGCGUGGCCUGGGCGGCGGCGCACGGCGCGCUGGGGGCGGAGGCCUUGCUGUCGGAGCGGCCCACGCCGUCGGGCCUGGCCGCGGAGCUGCGCCUCAGGCGGCUCGACCGCGCCAGUUCGGGCGCCUACCGCUGCGCCGCCUCCAACGACUACGGCCGCGACGAGAUGGUCGUCUACCUCACCGUCAAGGGUGAGCGCUACCACCGCCAGCGAUCAGGCCCAGCGCAGCCCAGGGGGAAGACACCAGCCAGCUCACCGUCCACGUACACCGGCGAGUGUAUCUGCGCCUGGAGUCCUUCCUCGCAGCAACCCGCCAUGCUCCUGCACCUUCACGCCGUGCUUCAGUUGCCGACGUGA
Molecule: messenger RNA, 1680 nt
Organism: Bacillus rossius redtenbacheri
Lineage: Eukaryota; Metazoa; Arthropoda; Insecta; Phasmatodea; Bacillidae
Product: cell adhesion molecule Dscam2-like
Exons: 9
Coding region: 1-1680 (559 amino acids)
Biological process (GO): dendrite self-avoidance; homophilic cell-cell adhesion; axon guidance
Cellular component (GO): axon; plasma membrane
Molecular function (GO): cell-cell adhesion mediator activity
Source: RefSeq, a predicted model, not a curated record